AUGUUGAACAAGAACACGAUUUCUUCGAUGGUGGAAAAGUUGCAAAAGAGGUUUUUUGUUAGAAAUAUUGAGGGGGUGCCUGAGGAUGUAAAAGAAGGUCACUUUGCGGUUAUAGCGGUGGAUGAAUAUGAAGAGAGAAGGUUUGUUGUUCCUGUGUCGUAUCUUAAGUGGGAUUUGUUUGUAAAGUUGUUGGAACGAGCAGCUGAAGAGUAUGGGUUUGAGCACGAAGGUGCGGUGGUCAUACCGUGUAGGCCGAGUGAGCUGGAGAGAAUAUUGGCUCAGCAAGAGGCUCAAGAGAAGAUGCUUUCAUGUUCAUGCAUCAUCCCACCAGAUUCAGUUCUCUUGUUCGAUGUCGAGUUCAUUGGCAAAGCAUGA
This is a messenger RNA of Helianthus annuus (common sunflower), 375 nucleotides long. Its product is annotated as auxin-responsive protein SAUR50-like. The record is from RefSeq and is a predicted model, not a curated record. Bases 1 to 375 code for a protein of 124 amino acids. Lineage: Eukaryota; Viridiplantae; Streptophyta; Magnoliopsida; Asterales; Asteraceae. Gene Ontology annotation, biological process: response to auxin. The transcript has 2 exons.